UAAUUAAUUGUUUUUAUUUCUAGAAUAUUAAUUGUUAGAUAAACAAUGGAUAGUUGGCUUCUGGAAUUCAGGUUCAAGAAGGAAAUUUUGAAAGAUUCAAAAUUAUCAGAAACUUUCAUUGAUGGUUUGGUUGAAGCAGUUCACUUUAUGAUAGAUGGGGGGAAGGUUGUGUUUAAAAAUAACCAUGAUUGUGUCAACCAAGGAUUCACUGUGUUUAUACAGGAACCAAAUAUAAGUUCAGUUUUGAUCCAAGGAAUGCGAGAUGGAGUUUUAACGUUUGAUCUUCAUUUGUUGUCGAUGGUGGAACCCGAAGUAUUCGAUAAAAAAGUUUUAACUUUUCACGACAAACUUCUUGAACACGAAGGAAUCGUUCGAAGGAAAACUUCCGAGUUUGAACCGUUGGGUCGAAUCAAGCGUGGGCGAACGUUUUCACCAUACGAGCGCGCGGCAACGGGCCUUGUCAUCGAGCAUGACUUUGACAAACUAGUGUUCGAUGGAAAGUCUCCGUACCAAACAGUGAGGAUUCUUCACUCAAUGCAGUUUGGAAACUGUUUGGUGCUCGAUAAUGAUAUGAAUUUGGCUGAAAGUGACAUCUCGUACACGGUUGCGAUCACCGGGGGUGGUAGAGAGGAUUAUCGAGGGAAGAACGUUUUGAUCCUCGGAGGGGGGGACGGUGGGAUAUUACAUCAUCUACGGGACAAAGGAGCUCGUAUGAUUACGAUGAUCGACAUCGACAGGAUGGUCGUUGAUGCCGCGAAGAUCCAUCUGCGAGGGAUUUGUGGCGAUGCUAUGGACCGAGAGGAAGGAGAUAAUUAUAAAAUAAUUGUUGAAGACUGCGUUCCACACUUGAAGAAGUUCGCAGCCGAAGGUCAAAAGUUCGAUUACGUAAUUAACGAUUUAACGGCGAUCCCAAUCAGUUUGGAACCAACUGGGUCGUUCUGGGAUUUCUUGAGGUUGAUAUUGUCGCUUUCCAUCGAUGUUUUGGAGGAAGAUGGGAAGUAUUUUACACAGGGCAAUUCUUCAAACAUGCGCGACGCGUUACAAAUGUACGAGGAUCAAUUGAACAAACUGGAAGUGAAAGUUUCUUUCAGCAAAGAAACUGUUUGCGUUCCAUCUUAUCAUGAGUUAUGGGUCUUUUACACUUUAUGGAAAUCUGCACAGUCAUGAUGACUAAUCAUCCAUCAUCCAUGAAUUUGCAUUUUUUUAAUGACUCAACAUUUUUAAAGUUCCAAUCGUGCUGAUUAUGAUGUCAGAAUUUUUUUAAUAAAAGCAGUUUGUUUGGUAAUUGGGUCACAAUACUAACAAUGAUUGUUUUUUAAGUAAUGUUAUGAUGUGAUAAACGAUGGGAUUGAUUGUUAUGAAAUACGUAACAAUCACAAAUCGAGUCACUUUAUAAGAAAUAGUAAUCUAUAAUGUCAUAUCGGUCUUUAUUGAAAUAGAAUAUGGAUUACUAUAGAACAUUAGUUUGUUGUAAAAUAUAAGAGAUAUAAUGUGAAAUAUGAUAUUACAAUGUUAUUGGGUGAUGUGCGCGAUUCCCCAUACCCCCAUUAUGCCGACAGAGCGACUUAACAGAUUUUAGUCUGUUACACAUUUCGUAACACUUGAUCCUAACUGUUAUUCGGUUACAAAAUAAUCAUCCAAUUUCAUCAGCACAAUAUUUACAAGUUGAUCGCGAUUGUAAAUGGCAGAAGUACCACCGCAGUGUAUUUACGAUACUCCCCGCAAUAAAUUUAACCAAAUGCUCUGUUGCGCCACCU
Messenger RNA from Ciona intestinalis (vase tunicate), 1757 nucleotides. NCBI's taxonomy places the organism in Eukaryota, Metazoa, Chordata, Ascidiacea, Phlebobranchia, Cionidae. The record is from RefSeq and is a predicted model, not a curated record.